CCUCCAUCCACAUCUUCAUCAAUCCCCGCUUCCCCAGUUAAAAUGCCCCUCACCCACCUCCCCAAAGAAACCCUCCUCCAAAUCAUCUCCCUCCUCCCUUCGCCCAAGGACAUCGCAUCUCUAUCCAUCCAAAACCACCACCUAUACUCCCUCUGCGACAUGAACACCCGUAAACAGUUCCGCCGCAUCCGCAUCACCAACAACGCCACGGACCUCUCCCGCGCAUUCACAUUUCUCAUCCGCAUCCUCAAACAACCAUCUCUCGGUCACUACGUCCGGCAUAUCGAGUUCUACGACCCGUGGAUUCACCACGGUAUAUCAGGCUACGAGCCCAAUGUAUCAGCAACACUGAACGAAGAAUACAAAGACCUAAUCCGAGCUGCGAUCCAAACCGCGGGAUUUCCUGUAGAGGAAAUAGAUCGGUUGGUGAGGAUUGUUGCGCAGGUAUCGUUACUUCGCAGAAGAAAUCCGGAAGAGAGAGAUUGGUUUAGGGUUACAGGACCCCACGCCCCCCGGGAACUCCUCCUCGCCCAAACCCUCACAGCCCUCAUCAUCUCCACCGCCCCAAACCUCCACUCCCUAUCUCUGACCCAACCCUACGGAACAGAGAACGGGAUGUACUGGACCGAAACCCCACUCCAGGACAAUCACAACCCAAUCCAAUACCCGUUGGAAUGGCUCCUCUACCAAAUCAACAACAAUUAUCACUUUCCCCCCAAACCACUCUCAAACCUCAAACACAUCUACCUAACCACCUCCGCAUCCCCUACACUCUGGGACGAGAACCGCUUCUACUUCAAUCUAGACCUCUUCGGCCUAAUGACCCACUUCCACCACCUCCCCGCCAUCGAAUUCCUCACCACAGAUCUCUACCGCACAGACAUAUACGGAAAACGCGGAUUCCCAAUCUCCACAUCCAACAUCUCCACCAUCAAAAUCAACCACUCCUCAAUCGCUGACCCAGAUCUCAUCCGAAUCAUCUGCUCCUGUAAACACCUCCGCGAAUUCCAAUACUCCAUCGGCGGAAGAGCACCGGAUCGGGAUCCAACCUACACGUUAUCCGAUUAUCGAAGGAUCCUACAAGCACUCUUAAUUCAUAGAAAUACACUAGAGAUGUUGGAUAUAGACGCGGGGAUUCCGCCGGAAUGGUCCCGCGGGGAAUUUCUUCAUGUUAGCGUUAGCGAGGAAGAAGAACAGAAUAGGGCACUCGAUGAUUGGGAAGAUGAACACGAGUACUUGGAGAAUGAACCGUCGUGUAUUUUGCCAGCCUGGGUGUGGGGAAUCAAUGGAUCGUUGGCGGAUUUCUCGGCGUUGAGGAAGGUGGCUCUCGAUGUGGAUUUUCUGUUGUAUAUGGCUAGGGGAGUUGGAAGGGAUAGAGAUGAUGGGUUUAGGCUUGGGGAGAGGGUGCCACUGGGAUUGGAGACGUUGGUGGUUAGGGGGUAUGAGGUGGGGAUGGGUGGGGUUUAUGAUUUUCAUGUGCAUGGGUUGAAGGGGGGGAUGAGGGAGGAGAGGGAGGAGAGGGAGGAGGGAGGUGCUGGGUUGGGAUUGGGGUUGAGGGAGGUGAGGGGGAUUGAGAUGGGGGAGAUGAUAGUGCCGGCGUGUCAUGUGGAGGAUCCGGAUCGGGAUGGGGAUUUGAUUUGGGAGAGGGAGGUGGAGGUGUGGUCGGAGGAGGAAGAGGAGGAGGGGGAUGGAGAAGGGGGGUUGCUGGGUUGGUAG
Molecule: messenger RNA, 1716 nt
Organism: Aspergillus sclerotioniger CBS 115572
Lineage: Eukaryota; Fungi; Ascomycota; Eurotiomycetes; Eurotiales; Aspergillaceae
Exons: 2
Coding region: 43-1716 (557 amino acids)
Source: RefSeq, a predicted model, not a curated record